AUGUUCGUGCUUUGGCUACUCGUGCUGUUUAGCGUGUUGGGACUUGUAGCCAGUGAUUUUUUCUGCCCGAACUUAUCGUCGAUUGCGGCCAAGUGGGGUAUGAGCGAUAGCAUCGUGGGUGUAACACUCUUGGCACUUGGCAACGGAUUCCCAGAUGUCGUUUCGACCUUCCGAGCCAUGGAUAAAGACGCUGGCACCAUGGCCAUGGGCGAGAUCAUGGGGGCCGCUGUGUUUACGGUGGCAAUUGUGUGUGGAUCUAUAAUGGUGUUCUACUCGUUCGACAUACCACCCGUUGCCUUCGUACGUGACGUAGGCACGUAUAUGCUGGCUGUCAUACUCGUUCUCUCUUUUCUUCGCGAUGGCACUCUCGAUCUAUCCGAUGGAAUCUCUAUGCUUGGAUUGUAUGUCGCUUACAUUGGUGUGGUGGUUAUGGGGGAUCUUUUGUCGGAGAGACGAACGGCGCCCAGUACCCCAACUCCAGCGAAGACUCAGGAUCACUCCGUUUCAAUCCAGAUCCCUGUUGAGCAUACACCGCUCUUGCGUGAUCGCUCCGAGAGCCAAAUCGGCAGUCCAUCUGGCCCGCGAGUCGCACGCCACUCCAUCUUGUCUGCUAUGCGCAUGCAUGACAUGGCGCUCCAUUCUGAUGCAGGUCUCCUGUUCACGCCAAGCCUCGCAGAACAUGUCAUUGAUCCAGUGUCUAGGGCCGUAUGGCGCCAAUCAACUAGGACACAACGUGUGGCAUCUCUGUCUCCGUCUGCGUCUUUUUCGAACAAACACUCGCCUGCAUCACCGUCAGGCCCUGUCCAAGACCGCCGCAAGCUGACGCGAUGCUUCACAUACAACUCCAUGGAGUGUGUGCCGCCCACGCACACCCACCCACGAACCAGCAAGACCUUUGAUCAAGCCCCAGCUUCCCGCGCCACAGCCUCGAUCAUGUGCAAAAUUAUGGCUCUUCAGGACUGUCACAACAACCAUUUGUCAUUUUCCCGCAUUGUAUUUGUGGCGCUAUGUCCGUCGCUCGUCAACUUCACACACAAGUCCUGGGGCAAUCGGGUCGCCAGCGUAGCCUGUGCCCCGGCCCUAUUCGUCCUUCGAUUGAGUGUGCCGCUCAUCAGCCCAGACGAGUAUCGCUUGCAUGACUCGCUUAGGAUGCUUCGACAGACGUUGUCGGACGAACCGGCCGAUGGAGCCGCGAGGGCCGUCGAGCUACGGGAGGCAGUGUGGGAUGAGGCCGUUGCCGUGUUGGAAACACCUGGUCCUCUAGUGAAAACGAGCGAGCGCGUUGCAGCGGAUCAUUUCCUCUCCAGUAUUCAGUGUGUGGCCGUGCCCGAGAUGAUGCUAUGGUCGUAUGGAGCCUCUCCUGCACUCCUGGCUAGCGUGGGUGUGUGUGGCGGCAUUGUUGGUGUGUUCGUGUGGCGCAAAUUGCGUGCUUCGCCCGACCGCGACUCCCCCGCGCAACUGCAGCGUUUCUUGGUCGUGCGUAGUUUGCUCGGCUUUUUUAUGGGCCUUCUUUGGAUCGUCGCGAGUGUGGAUGGCGUGCUGGCUUUAUUGCGUGCCUGGGGUUACAUUUAUCACUGGAGCGAGGCGAUCCUCGGCCUUACUGUUUUCGCACUCGGCAAUUCGCUCGGCGACGUCGUGACGAACCUAUCUAUCGCGCAACUGGGUCAUCCACUCAUGGCACUGACCGCCUGCUUUGCGAGUCCACUCACGAACCUACUCCUGGGCGUUGGCCUGUCGACUACCUGGCUGACAUCAACACACCCUUCUCGUGCUCCUUAUCGAAUCGCGCUGAGUCCUGCUCUUUUUUUGAGCAGCGCAGUGAUGGUGUGCAUGUUGCUGGUCAUGCUCAUUACAGUGUCUAUGAAUGCCUUUUCAUCUAGCCGUCCACUGGGCCUGUUUCUCCUAAUUACGUAUGUGGGCGUAAUGACCUGCAACCUGGUGCUGGAAAUCAAGAGUACUUGA
This is a messenger RNA of Malassezia globosa CBS 7966, 1962 nucleotides long. RefSeq lists its product as uncharacterized. The transcript has a single exon. Gene Ontology annotation, molecular function: monoatomic cation transmembrane transporter activity. Lineage: Eukaryota; Fungi; Basidiomycota; Malasseziomycetes; Malasseziales; Malasseziaceae. Gene Ontology annotation, biological process: intracellular calcium ion homeostasis; monoatomic cation transport; transmembrane transport. Bases 1 to 1962 code for a protein of 653 amino acids. The record is from RefSeq and is a predicted model, not a curated record. Gene Ontology annotation, cellular component: membrane.